CGCACAUCUAUCUCUCUCCUCUUCCUGCCCUUCCUAUCCCGGACCAGAAGCAGAGGUCGUCAUCGAUCGAUAUCGAUCUUUGAGGAUGAGAAUAGUCCCGUUUCUGUCGGCGUUGGCCUUUGUGUUGUUGGGGUUCGUCCUCGGGUUUUCUUUCCCGGUAUCGAUCACGCCCAAGCUUCAGUGUGGCGUACUGCCUUGGAGUGGCGGUGGUUCUGCACGCUCCAGCUUCCUGGGCAGACUGUGGUCCCCAUUCUGGAACAGCAGUAGCACUUCAGGGAUUGGAAAUGUUGCAAGGAAACCUGAAGGAGCAGAGAGGUUACCGCCGGGCAUCGUGGUUUCGGAGUCCGAUCUUCACCUGCGCCGGCUGUGGGGAUCCCCAAAUAAGGACGCGCCGGUUCGCAAGUACCUCCUGGCAAUGGCGGCAGGGUACACGGAGAGAGCCAAUGUCAAUGCAACCGUUCAAAAGUUCUCGGACAACUUCGACGUUGUCCUGUUCCACUACGACGGCCGCACGACGGAGUGGGAUGAAGAGUUCCAUUGGUCGAAGGAGGCCGUCCACGUCAGCGCCAUGAAGCAGACCAAAUGGUGGUUCGCCAAGAGGUUCCUUCACCCGAGCAUCUUGGCGCCGUAUGACUACGUGUUCCUGUGGGACGAGGACCUCGGCGUCGAGAACUUCACCGCCGAAGCGUACAUUGACAUCGUGAGGAAGCACGGGCUGGAGAUCUCGCAGCCGGGGCUGGACGCGACCAAGGGGAAGAAGGCGUACGACGUCUCCGUCAAGAGAGAUGCCGGCGAGAUGCACAAGACGGAUGCAGGGGGAAGGCGGUGCCCCGACGUGCACAAGCGGCCGUGCAGCGGGUUCGUGGAGGUGAUGGCGCCAGUCUUCUCCAGGGAUGCUUGGAGAUGCGUGUGGCAUAUGAUCCAGAAUGACCUGAUUCAUGGAUGGGGGCUCGACUUCAAUUUCUGGAGAUGCGUCGAUGACCCUGAAGAGCAAGUCGGCGUCGUUGACGCUCAAUAUGUAGUCCAUCAUGGAGUCCCCACACUCAGAGAUCAGGGCAACGGAGAUAAGCAAGGAAGUAGGGCAAAGGUGAAAGACCGGCAAUACGAGGAGAUGCACGCCUUCGACUCAAGAAUGGCCAAUGCUGACAAGGCGCUCGCCAAAUCCAAAUCCCUAACCUAAAUUAGUUUCUUUACUUAGUCAGCUGGCUACACGGGGAUUGUUGCACAACCAGAUAAUAUAAUUGACUAAACACUGUGGAAAUACCCCUGGUUUUGUUAAUUAUAGACAGUUUUGUCCAACAAACCGAGAGGGGUUGCCAUGAGAUGAUUUUAUUUACUUCUAUUUUUUGAUUAUUAUUUGAUUCAUUCUUGUAUAUUUUAUUUUAUUGGACUUUGUAUUAUUGGACACUGAUCGAGAGAUUUAUUUUAUUCUUGAUAACAUACAGUUUCUGGUGGUUAGAUACAACACUAUGAUAGGUAGAACUUGCUUUGUGCAUUGACAUCUGUGUGCUUCCCUAACACUUGCCGUGAUGAUUUUCUGGAUGAAUCUGUUACGAGAAUGCUGCCUUAUCCUGUAGUAUUUGAUACGAGAGUUCGUCUUAGCUUUGGUAAUAU
Molecule: messenger RNA, 1614 nt
Organism: Hordeum vulgare subsp. vulgare (domesticated barley)
Lineage: Eukaryota; Viridiplantae; Streptophyta; Magnoliopsida; Poales; Poaceae
Exons: 14
Coding region: 86-1180 (364 amino acids)
Source: RefSeq, a predicted model, not a curated record